AUGGUGGUAGAAGUGGUGGUGGUGAAGGUGGUGGAUGAUGGUGGUGGUGGUGAUAAUGGUGGUGGAGGUGGUAGAGGUGUUGGUGGUGGUGGUGAUGGUGGUAGAAGUGGUGGUGGUGAAGGUAAUAGAGGUGGUAGUGGUGAUGAUGGAGGCAGUGGAGGUGAUGGCAGUGGUAGUGCUGGUGAUGGUGGUGGAGGUGGGGGUCGUGGUGGUGGAGGUGGGGGUCGUGGUGGUGGAGGUUAUGAAGGUAGAGGUGGUGGUAGUGGUGGUGGUGGAGGUGGUGGGGUAGCUGUGGGUGAUAGUGGAAGUUAUGAUCAUGGUGAUGGGUGA
Messenger RNA from Capsicum annuum, 330 nucleotides. Its product is annotated as glycine-rich protein DOT1-like. Lineage: Eukaryota; Viridiplantae; Streptophyta; Magnoliopsida; Solanales; Solanaceae. The record is from RefSeq and is a predicted model, not a curated record. The coding region runs from base 1 to 330 and encodes 109 amino acids. The transcript is spliced from 3 exons.